GGGGCGUUAGGCGUUCCUCCAUUCAUUGCCCAAUGCGUUCAAGAUCAAGAUGGCAGCCUCCGUGUGUCGGUGCUAUGAGCUGGUCGGAAGACGUCUUCUACUCCUGCCAUGCCGUGCUGUCGUCUCCUCAUUCAGUAGAGGAGAUGCCUACAGGAUAUGUUGUUCUCCGGCUGUCCCUGUGCAGGUGCGGUAUGCGUCAGAACGACCUAGUCGUAAAGGCUUCUUCGGGGAGUUUGUGGAGAACCUGAGGCAGGAGUUUGGGAAGGACAAGGAGAUGAAGGAGAACAUCAAGAAGUUCAGAGAGGAGGCCAAGAGGCUGGAGGAGUCGGAUGCCCUGCAACAGGCUCGGAGGAAAUUUAAAACAAUUGAAUCAGAGACGGUAAAGACCUCUGAGGUGUUCAAGAAGACCCUGGGGACUCUGUCCGAGACUGUGAAAGAGGGCUUUGAGGAAGUGACCCGUACAGACCUGGGGAAGAAGAUCAAGGAGGGGGUGGAGGAGGCAGCCAAGACGGCCAGGCACUCUGCUGAGUCUGUGUCCAAAGGAGGAGAGAAGCUGGGAGCGACCAGCGCCUUCAGGGCAAUCUCACAGGGGAUGGAGUCAGUGAAGAGAGAGAUUGAUGUGGUAGACGAUGGUACCUAUAGGGCUCCUUCUCAACUCAGGAAGAGAAGUGAAUUCUCCUUCAAGGGAGGGGAGAGUGACAACCGUGUCUUUGAGGCCAAUGAAGAGGACAUGGGUGUUGUUCUGCACAAGGAUUCUAAGUGGUACGCACAGUGGAAGGACUUCAAGGACAACAAUAUGGUUUUCAACAGGUUCUUUGAGAUGAAAAUGAAGUAUGACGAGAGUGACAACGCCCUUGUGAGAGCAUCUCGAGCCGUGACCGACAGAGUCACCGAUCUACUAGGUGGUCUCUUCUCGAAGACUGAGAUGUCUCAGGUGCUGACUGAGAUCUUAAAGGCAGACCCCAGCUUCGACAAGGACUCCUUUCUCAAACAGUGUGAGAAGGACAUCAUCCCCAACAUCCUAGAGGCGAUGAUCCGUGGAGAGCUGGAGGUCCUGAAGGACUGGUGCUAUGAAGCUACAUACAGUCAGUUGGCCCACCCUAUCCAACAGGCCAGGGCCCUGGGUCUAAUGUUCCAGUCCAAGGUCCUAGAUAUAGACAACAUAGAUUUGGCGAUGGGGAAGCUCAUGGAUCAAGGCCCUGUGCUGAUCAUCACGUUCCAGGCCCAGGUGGUCAUGGUAAUUCGUAGUCCCAAGGGAGACCUGGUGGAAGGGGAUCCAGAGAAGGUGUUGAGGAUGAUGUACGUGUGGGCUCUGUGUCGGGACCAGGAGGAGCUCAACCCCAACGCUGCCUGGAGACUACUGGACAUCUCUGCCUCCAGCACUGAGCAGGCUCUCUGAGAGACCAGGGAAGGAGAAGAGACAGAGGGGGACACACACGCCCACAACCUAGAACACUCACACACACAACCCAGUACACACACACUCACACACACAACCCAGUACACACACAACCCAGUACACACACAACCCAGUACACACACAACCCAGUACACACACACCCAGUACA
Molecule: messenger RNA, 1568 nt
Organism: Salmo salar (Atlantic salmon)
Lineage: Eukaryota; Metazoa; Chordata; Actinopteri; Salmoniformes; Salmonidae
Product: mitochondrial import inner membrane translocase subunit TIM44
Biological process (GO): protein import into mitochondrial matrix
Cellular component (GO): mitochondrial inner membrane
Molecular function (GO): protein-folding chaperone binding
Source: RefSeq, a predicted model, not a curated record